AGCGAAUCUUUUGUCACGGAAAGACACUUCUUAUUACUGAAUUUUGUGAAGCAAUUCUGCGCCGGUUCCGCCGGUCAGAAAAGAUUUCAUACCUUUGGAUUGAUGCCAUCUGCAUUAAUCAGAACGUUGUGCAGGAACGAAACGACCAAGUCGCUAUGAUGGAAGAUAUCUAUAGGCUUGCUGAGGUAGUUGCUAUUUGGCUUGGCGCAGCAACAGAGUUCAUAGAAGAAGCCUUUGACUAUUAAGAGUCUAAGCGAAAAUCGAGAAAACCUCGAUGACGAUAGGGAGAAACUGGUCCUAUUAUCAAAGGAGAUACUGGAGCAGCCAUGGUUUACAAGAAUGUGGACAAUCCAAGAGGUGGCAAUGGCAUCGCCAAAGGUAGUGUAUUUGUGCCGUGGGGACAGAAUGAUGAGAUGGGAAACCUUCAUGCAAGCUAUGGCAAGCAGAAAACUUGACCCUGGAGUGAGUUAUCUAGCGAACAGCGCAGCCCAGAUCUUUAACCGCCUAAGUCCUCUCUUCGAGUCAGCGAGAGAAAGCUCUCGGCGCCCGGGCAUUGUCUCACCCCAAAUGUUGCUCAAUAGUUUCACCCCAUUGAGGGAAAUACUCAACAUCCUAGUCGAGGUUCGAGCGAAGCUUGCGACGGAUGUGCGAGACAAAGUCUUUGCAUUGCAUGGCAUUUUCAAGGCGUUCAACGCCCGCUUUCCUGCACCAGACUAUUCCAAGUCAGUUAGACAGGUAUUCUGUGAGACAGCUAAAGCAAUCAUUGAGCAAGAUGAAAGUCUACACAUAUUGUAUUAUGUCUCCUCACGACAACGCGUGCCGGACUUGCCGACAUGGGUUCCUGAUUGGGGAGAUACGGACGUCAUCGACGGCAAUCCGGUUUUCAGCUUUUGGGGCGCAACUCGCGACAGCGUGCAUCGUCCACACUUUGAUCAGACGGCAACAUAUUGAACACAACUGGCAAAGUCAUUAGCAAAAUAUCUACUCGUGCCAUAGCACUUUUAGUAGAGAAUAAAGGGGACAAUUGCAACAUUAAGGUUUUCCGAAAUUGGAUCCGGUACUGCUAAAGCAUUAGUAGAAUCUAUCCCAUUAAGGAAUCAAUUAAUAAAGUAUUUUAUAAAACUCU
This is a messenger RNA of Xylaria bambusicola, 1126 nucleotides long. RefSeq lists its product as uncharacterized. Bases 340 to 951 code for a protein of 203 amino acids. The record is from RefSeq and is a predicted model, not a curated record. Lineage: Eukaryota; Fungi; Ascomycota; Sordariomycetes; Xylariales; Xylariaceae. The transcript has 2 exons.